Nematostella vectensis (starlet sea anemone) is the source of this 1952-nucleotide messenger RNA. Its product is annotated as mitochondrial adenine nucleotide transporter ADNT1. The record is from RefSeq and is a predicted model, not a curated record. Bases 172 to 1179 code for a protein of 335 amino acids. The transcript is spliced from 10 exons. Gene Ontology annotation, biological process: transmembrane transport. Gene Ontology annotation, cellular component: mitochondrial inner membrane. Lineage: Eukaryota; Metazoa; Cnidaria; Anthozoa; Actiniaria; Edwardsiidae.
ACUUGAUCACUAAAACAGGAACUUGUAAAAUGACGUGAACCAGCGAAGAAAGAACUAAGAAAUAUGCUCUCAAUUUUAGUUCUACCGGUUAACCCAAGAUAUUUAAGGUUGUGUAGAUAUCCUUAAAUCGACUGAAAGAAUUGUCACUGGAUUUAUUCCAUAAGUUUUAAAAUGUCUUCAAAGGAGCUUGCGAAGUCUACAAACGCACCCGGUGCACCGCUAAAACAACCCGAAUUUAGCGAUGUUCGAAUUCCGAAGACAUCUUACAAGCCAUUUAAACAUCUUUUAGCCGGUGGAAUCGCAGGUGCGGUGUCUAGGACAAGUGUGUCACCGCUUGAAAGAGUUAAAAUUCUUCUACAGAUCCAAGUGAAAAAUCCCAAGUUCAAAGGUGUUCUUCCUACCUUGAUCCAAAUCGGAAAAGAGGAAGGAAUAUUAGGGUAUUUUAAGGGCAAUGGCACCAAUGUUAUCCGGAUCUUUCCAUACAGUGCUGUUCAAUUUGCAGCAUAUGAAGAAUAUAAAAAGUUACUGAACAUCCCAGACGACCCUGAGCAUCAAACACCCAUAAAACGGCUUGUUGCCGGAGCAAUGGCAGGGGUGACGUCAAUUACAGCAACCUACCCACUUGACCUUAUAAGAACCAGGCUAUCAGCACAGGGAGCAGAUAGAAAGUACAGGGGUAUAGUCCAUGCAUUCAGGACCAUCCUAAAUGAAGAGGGAGGAUUCUUUAGUGGCUGUCUGUACAGGGGACUGGUCCCUACUGCAAUGGGUAUAGCACCUUAUGUUGGAUUGAACUUUGCGGUUUAUGAAACUCUCAAAGGGUUUCUGUUUUCCACUGUUAUGGCCAGUUCUCAAGGAGCUAGUUUGACUAACAUCAGGAAGGACAGGGAACUACCAGUCAACUUUAAACUGAUGUGUGGCUCAUUAGCAGGUGCAGUCUCUCAGACAGCUACCUACCCUCUAGAUGUUGUUCGCCGUCGAAUGCAGAUGAAAGGCAUCAGAGCUGACUUUGCCUACAAGUCUACACUUCAUGCAUUUUCCAGCAUAGUCAAACUCGAAGGAUUCCGGGGGCUUUACAAGGGCAUGUGGCCAAAUAUCCUCAAGGUUGCACCAUCUGUGGGAAUACAGUUUGCAGCAUAUGAGCUUUCUAAGUCUUUCCUUUACAGUAACAAGUGGAGAUGACCAACCAUUAGCUGUUAACAGCAGAAGAGCUUGCUAAAUCAUUCCUUUAUAAAGAAGUGGAGAUGACCAAGCAAGCAAGUCUUUCCUAUAUAGUAUAACAAGUGGAGAUGACCAAGCAAGACAUUCCUUUAUAAGAUAAGUGGAGGAUGACCAACCCUUGACAGUUAACAAUGUGUGAGCUUAUCAAGUCAUGCCAUUAUAAAGAAGUGAUGACCAAGCAAGUCAUUCCUUUAUAGUAUUAAGUGAAGAUGAUCAAGCAAGUCUUUCCUGUUGCCAUGGUAGCGCUGGUCGCUCUGGAAUACAAGGAAAAGCGUUUCGUAUACACCUAUUUCAAAUAAUGUUGAACUUGGGGAAUCCGUUGUAGCUUGCAGUGCUUCAUGGUUAUCAAAUAGAUAAGAAAGUAAGCGUAAAUAAAAACGAAUCCAGGCUUCAAAAGUUACAGCAUUCUAAUUUGUGUUUGACCUUGAACAUACGCAUAGCUUUCAGAUACCAGGAUUCAGCCAUACACUACCCAUGAAUCAAUGCAGGCCAUGACGCAUGGAUUCUAAGUGCAACCUAAUUUAUAAUAGCUGUAAUGCAAGUUACUAUCGUAUUUUAGAAACAUAAGGUAUUUAUUGAUAAUAUCAGAAAUUAUAAAUUUUAUGUGUGAAUAUAUUGUUUUAAUGUAAAAAGUUUUAAUUGAGCAUGUUUUGUUAGUGCAAAACGUGCGAGUGCAAAUCAUUAUAUACGUCUUUUUUAUAAUUAUACCCAAACCAAUAAACGUCUUAACAUCA